CAAAAAAUCAAAAUGGACGAUUUGUUUGGCGAUCUCCCUCCACCUUGUAAUAUAGAAAAUAGAAUCUGCUUGAUGUCUUAGCUUUUUAAGAUGCACAAAGUAACACUUUUCCCUUUUUCUUGUAUUUUCAGCGAGUGGAGGUGAUACUUCGAGCUCGGCGGGAAAUCUAUAUGAUGAUCUUCCGGCCACCGAAAGUAGAAACAACAAAAGAAAACUUGACGAUUGUGAAGACGACGAAGUGCCGGCUAAAACAUCUGCCCUGCGUAAGAUAAUGAACACUUUUUUCUUAGUUUUAAGAUAUAAUCUAGGUGUUUAGGCUGUAGAUUUAUUAAAGGGUGAGUUGGGGACGUACCAUUUAGUGUCAGCACCUCCACUGUACUGUGUACUCCCGGCCCGCUAAGGAUGACUUGAAUAUUAAACCCUCAAAUACUUGUCGGCGCCCUUUGAACAAUGGAAAUCGAAGGGUUCGUUCUUUGUAAGCAUCUUUGAAAUUUUUGUGUCCAAAGGGUCAAAAUUCCAAACCCCACUAUUCGAAAACACGUCAUCCUUUAUUAUAGGGGGGAGGUGGGGGGGGAGGGGGUAGGGGGGUUGCGGAUAGAAAAUGGAACACUCCUGUGAAACCACUUUCAUCCAUUGAUUUGCUGUGCUAUAUUUUCUGCUGCCUUAUGCCCAUGCCAGGUGCUUCUUGGACUUCUCGCAUAUUUGGCAGUGGUCCUGGCACAAGGUAGCCUGCGAAAACAUCCGUUUCUCCUCGCUCUUCGCCGCUGUGAACGUUUCGCGCAGAGGAACGUCUGCGACUCAGUGGCAGAAAUUCCAUACUGAUGACGCAAAUCAAUGUUUACAUAAUAAAUCCGAUAGUCAUGGGGUUCCAAAUACAAAUUUGUCCAGUUUUAUGUGUCUUCUGGUCGGUUUUGGUGAAGUGUUGUGUGCUUCUGACAACGAGCUCCAGCAAAACUCAAAUACUUCUUCUAGAGAAGACUAUAUUCCACAAAUAUUGACUGUUUUGUUAGAGAUACUUCGCGUUUACAUUUGACCUUUGUGGCCUUUUGUCUUUUGUCUCUCAUUCGUAGUCAAUAGCUAAAACAAUGUAACUACUCCGUCGAAAUCCGUCGAAAUCCGAAAACAGAUUUCACCUCCGAGAAAUCCGUCCUCAGGGUGGAUUUCAAUUAAGAAAUCCAAAUCCGGAUUUCAUGGAUUUCCUUUUUACCGUUCGAUUGGGAAAUCUGAAAAAGGAUUUGCAAAACUAUUCUCGCGAACAGUGGUCUUCUUUUUGCUAAGAAUGCGUGCGCAUGCAAGACCGUUGUUCUUAAGGACAGUUUUUCAAAUCCUUUUUCGGAUUUCCCAAUCAAACGGUAAAAAUGAAAAUCCAAAAACAGAUAUCUCAGCGCUGAAAUCCGUUUUCGGAUUUCGCGCUCAAUUGCAAAUCCGAAAUCCGGAUUUUAGAAUCUAAAUCCAGAUUUCCCAAUCGAACGCACCCAAAGCUAUCAAUCUGUGAGCCAUUUAUAUUUUUAGUUUCUGGAGAGUAUCCAGCACCAAUUAACACUGCCCAACGUUUUCCCACAGAGUCCAAAUAUAUACUGAGAGGCUUUGUUGCUGAAAGAAAAGGGGAAAGGUUUGACAUGCAAGAUGCACAUGUCAUCUGUGAUGAUUUCUUAGAAGAAUUUGACACUAAACCCACUGGAAUGUAAGCUACAUUUAUAUAUUUUUAUAAUAUAUUUAAAUAGUACUGGUAAUAACCAAGGGUUAAUAGGGAGUGUGGGCGACAACGAUCGGAGCUCCAAAUGCUUUUGCUCCAACGCUGUGCUUUGUGUAAGUUUCACAUGACAGAUGAUCAGAACACGCGUGAUCAGAUUAUGAGGGGUAGAAAGUAGAAAUGUGAGUGAUCAAAUUACAUUUUGUGAAUUCCAUUCAUUCUUAGUGGAAGUCCAACUGAAUAUUAGCUACAUACGUGUGACGCAUGCAUAUUAACAACCUGGAGAUUAGGACUAGUGCGGGCUGCUCUUUUUACCUGCAAUCUAAGGGUUGGGACAGGCAAUAUUCCAAAAACAUUUCUAGAGUUCACUAUUUUGAGAGUGUGAGACUCACUGCUGAAACAUCUAUAUUGGGUGACCUGUGGCAUAACAAUUGGUUAAGUCCCAAGGGCCACAGAUAGCCCACAUUGCAUUAUCUUUAACUGUAUCCUGGUUUGUGUAGCUUGAAGAAGUAGUGUCUCCUGGAUGAAAGAAUCAUUCAGCCCUACUAUUGUGAAUUUUCAUGAAGUUCGAAAUAAAGUCAGAAAGUCAAUGCCAUCAGAUUAGAUUGUCUCACUGGAAAAAUACACUGUGGACUCCAUUUUAUCCGCUUGUUUAUGUAUGUUGUAAGAAGGCUUUCUGUUUACUGUACCAGUUGUUUUGGAUCUUUGACACUUGCUACCCACUGCCCAGGGGCCCCACUCACAUAUUUUAAUGACGGGGGGUUCCGACAGAGGUUCAUAUUUUAUACCCAAAAAAAUCCCAACUUCAGAAUUUGUCUACCCAAAAAAAUCCCUACUUUUUUUAGCAUAUCCAAAAAAAUCCCUCAGUGGUUUUGCAUCAGCAAAUUUUUUUAUUUAUCUUCUGGAAAGCUAAAACAUGCCAACUUCAACUUUGGUUUUGGUAAAAAACAAAACUAUAAAUUGCGUUUAUGUUAUUGUUGAUUUGAGCUGAUGAAAAAUACAAUACCCAAAAAAAUCCCUGUGUUGUUUUCGCGACCCAAAAAAAUCCCUGUUGGCCAAAAUGUCAGACCCCAAAAAAUCCUUCGGACCCCCCGUCAUUAAAAUAUGUGAGUGGGGCCCGUGGGACCCACUGACACUGGGGAUCUUCUGGCAAAUCCUUUUUACAAAUGAAUUUUAUGAUUUUUUUGAGAAUGAUCUGUCUGUACUUUCAGAUCAAGGAUGUGUUACUAUGGUGUCUUUGAUGGCCAUGCUGGUCCCAGGGCAGCUCAGUUUGCUGCUGAUCAUUUACACAAGAACAUUAUUCUCAAGUUUCCAAAAGGUUGAUGGUAAAUACUAUAGAUAAUGACUGGUCUCUUUAAGAAAUCAUUUAAUAUAAUGAAAGCUACAUUCGUAAUAAUGAAGUCAGCACUUUUCUAUGGUGCAAUUUAGUAUACUGUAUAAGGAUGUGCAUGGUUCUAAGACUAACUUUCUCAGGGUGUCACAAUUGUGCUGUCUGAUGGCCUGAGGUUAGUGGAGCUGUUACAGGUCAAAAUUAAAUUCAGGUUUAAAUAUUAUUUUUUAACCUAGGUUGAUUCUCAAUUUCCUUUGUCUCCUAGCCCCAGGUAAUUAGUCAUGAUUUAGGUCUAGAAGGCAAAGAAAAUUAUUGAGAAUCAACUUAGGUUAAAACAUUUUGACCUGUAACAGAUCUACCCAUCUUGCAAGCAUGUUUUUAUUGCAGUUCAUUUGAAAGGCAAGCAGCAGUUGUCAAGUUAAAGUAAAUUUAAGUUAAAAGGGGGGCUGAUAGGCUGGGCUAGUAAACUUCCACAGUAGCUUGCCUCAAGGGCAAGCAAUUUUUUAAUUUUCAUCUCACCCAGUUUCUUUAUUUUUGGUAAAAUUUACAGGUUAAACAGUUAGAAUAAUAAUUGUAUACUGCAUAGUAAAACUUCUUAACUAUUGUCUUAUUUGUGGCUGUAUUGUGAAUUUUGUGUGUACAUUCAAGUUAUUUUCUAUUCUUCUGUGUAUUCUUCAACAUUUUCAGGAGAAACAACCAACAAAGACAGAGAAAUAAAAAAGUGUAUGACAGAAGCUUAUAAAAAGACUGAUGAUGAGUUCCUACAAGAGGCUUCCAAAGCGUAAGUAUCAGCGUGGAUAUAACAAUUUACUGAAAGUACUGAAAAAAUGUGUUCAUUUAUUAUUACCGUCAUGUCUAGUUGGUGAAUUAUAUAAAAAAGUAUCCUUCUGUUAUGAAUCUGUAGGAAAUGACAAGUGAAAUAUGUCACUGGGUAUAUUUAGUAAUUUGUACCGUACCAAAGGGAGCUAAGUCUUCUCAUUAGCAUCUGUGUCCAUUUUAAAGUUUAAGGGAAUGUAUCAAACCCAGAUGGUAUUCUUGGGACCCAAAGAACAGUCUCUCAUAAAGAAUAAUUAUUGUGAGUUAUAUGUAUAGAGAUGUCUAUUUUUCCUCACAAAAUUUUUUGAUGUUCACUUAGAUCACCAGUAUGGAAAGAUGGUUCCACUGCUGUCACAGCAUUAGUUAUGGAUGAUGUGUUAUAUGUAGCCAACCUUGGUGAUAGCAAGGUAUCACUACAUCAUUAUUAUUUUGUAACUUAAACUAGAAAUAACCAAAGGUUAGGGGUUUCAGGUGAGAUACGUCAAAGGUCAAAGUGCCCUUAUACCCUCGGUGCUGUGUUUUGUGUAAGCUUCACAUAUAGAAUAUCAAAAUGCAGGUAAUCAGAUUACAUGUGAUAGAAGACCCAAAUGCACAUGAUCAGAUUGCGUUCAAUGCAUUCCAUACAUUCGUAGUGAAAGUCCAAAAAAAUGUUGGCGAUAUAUGUGCUGCUUAUGUGUAACUGGAGAUCAGGAUUACAGCCUCUUCUGUUCCCUGCAGUAAUAUUAUUAAUAUUUCAUGACACCUUGUAAUUUAUGAGAAAGCAGCAUGUUUUGUCCAAAGGGAACUGAGACUACUAAUCUGCAAUGAGUUUCCAAGAAAAUCUGUUGGUAAAUUCCUCAAGGAUGUUGUGUUGUACUCUGUUGUGACGAUUUCAGUAUAGGCAUUUAAAAAAAUAUAUGUUGGUGGUGAUCGAAUUCUGUUACACUGAAGUUAAGUUUUAGUGGAGAUCAUAGCAGGUGUUUUUUGUUCGUUUGUUUAUUUGAUUGUUUACCCUCUAGGCACUGCUUUGUCGAUGUAGGGAUGAUGGUAAAAUUUCAGUAGUUUCCCUAUCCAAAGAUCACUCGCCUUCUCAGGUAAGAACGAAGAAGAAUUAUACCAUUUCUUUUUGAAAUAGUGGCAAGUUCCUGUUAAAACAUUGAAAAUAAAUACGCCCUGAAAAGUUACGACUUUUAAUAAAACCAACUCAGGACUAAUUAAGGCUAAUGACAAUUGAGAUAGAUUUUAAUAUAGUAAUAGUCUUUUUUACUCACAUUCACAGUACGAGGAGAGGAUGAGAAUUCAAAAAGCUGGAGGAAAUGUCAGGUUAAUUCCAUUUUUUGAAAAUUCCUUUUAUUCCUACUGUCAUAUAAGAAUAAAAUUAAAAUAAAAGCCACGGAUGCACUGUCAGGCGCCUUCUUCAGGUACACAGCAGUGAAGAGGCGAUUGUCCCUAACUCUUUUUGGGAUUGCUUUACAAUAUAUAAUCUUUUGGCAAUGGUAAAUUUGACUUGAAUACUAUGCAGCAAGCAGCAGGUUUUUGUUCUGUCGGUGGAUUUACAUACCCCAUAACGGGUAAGGUCCGUUCCUCUUAACCCUCCAAGCCCCAAUAUCCACAUACAAAUUCUCCAUAUUGAUCGUCAUACAUUCCUUUAAUAACUUAAAAGAAUUUGAUAAAAGAUCAAAGCAUUUUCCUCUAAGUGAUCAUUUUGUUAACUCUCUUAACCUUUUCUUUUGAUUAUUUAUUGUAAGGAGAAAAUUGAUCUUGGUCACCAUUGAUGAUAUUCUAAGCCACUUAAGCUAUUUUAGUUGCGCAAUGUGUACGUUUCGUGGAAGUUUUAGUGACAAGAAAUAUGUGGAGAAGUUGACGAGAGGGUUUGAUCACGGAUAUGCACCGCGCCAAAAUGCGGUGUAAUACGAUGAUACGAUGUUUUGAGCGUUUAUUGUUGUUCACCGUUAGGGAAGGCCGUGUUCUCGGUGUAUUGGAGGUUUCUAGAUCCAUUGGAGAUGGCAGAUUCAAGAGAUGUGGAGUAAGCUGUGUUCCUGAUGUCAUGAGAUGCACAAUCACUGAUAAUGACAGGUAUUAAGUGGCACACCAUAAGAGUGGGACCGGAACACAAGUAGUUUUGUUAUCUUCAUGAAGGACAUCAAUGUGAAGAUUUUAAAGGUCGUCUUUCCCCGUGAAAUUUUCGAACCCGCUCUCCCAAAAAAUUUGUUCGAGCUGCGAUUCUUUCCUAAUACUGUUUUAGAGUUAUAAUAGAUCACUGUUGUUCUUUAGGUUUCUGCUGUUGGCUUGUGAUGGUCUCUGGAAAGGUUUCUCCGUAGAUUCUGCGUUAAAGUUCAUCAAAAAUAUUUUGGAGGUAACUUGCAAAUCAUUUACUUGUGACUGCUUCAAAACAUUCGUACUAAUCAAUUCGUCCGGAGGAAGCUAGCGUACAAAAUGUCAGUUCUUUUCAAUCUUUUUACGUUAGUAUAACAUUGUCUUCAACUCCGUUGAUAAAUUUGCAUUUUCGUGUUUCUCUCACGCACCAACGCUGCCCAAAUGCUUAGCUUUCUUUGCGCUUAGCGCUUGUUUGUGUCCCGUUCUCGCUCGGCUCCUGAUACCACACUCGCUGGUAACCAUGGAAACGUCUUUGUAGGAGGAAGCACUUGUAAUUUUACUGUAAGGCAGGAGGUUGGAGGUGUCCUGAUAUCCGGGCCUAGGUCCCCGGGGGGUCCUCUACGGAAUUCUUGGUGAGGGUGUGCCGCCCGGUUCUCCAAAUCCUGACCCUAUUUUAGACCAAAAAAUGUCACUUUUCACACCCGUUUUCAGACUUGGCCUCUAAAACCCACACCUAUUCUCAGACCUGGCCUUCAAGAAUUGUGUCAUCAUUACUUAGAUUAGAACAGCAACAAAAUUGGAAUUUGCAUAUUUCUCUUUCUUUCUUCCCAUUUGAAAUUGAAACAAAAAAUACGUUCGUACACUCCCGUAGUUCCCUUGAAACCAUACAUGUACCCGAUUCCAGAUUCCAAAUGGGCAAAUUCUACACCCGUUUUCAGACCAAAGCGGCGCAAAUCCCUACCCUUUAGGGUGGCACAUACCUCAAUGGCUUAUAUAGGGGAGUACCUGCCCCCCCUGGGGAGGCCUAGGCAUUCUCGUCAUAGUGAAUAAUUUAUUUUGUUUCCUUUUUCUUUUUGAUAGAGUGAGGAGACUGAAGAAAGUAUUCAAAAAGCUGAAAAUGGUAUGCUUUUGAUUUCAAUGAAGGUUAAUUUAAGACUUGUUAAUAGCUCGACGUUUACAGUUUCUAUCUCAUUCUAUCGAAGUUCCUCAGUAGUGUUCUUUAAUUCCGUCGUCCCGACCCAAAAUUUCCCUCAAUCCCGUAAUCCUGAUGGUGGUUUGGCACCCUCAUCCCCCGCACACUUUCAAUCCCGAAUCUCGCCGCGAUUUUGCGGUAAAAUCCCGAAUCCUUCAAAUUUGGCCAAUCCCGGAUACAACGUUAGAAGGAAGACUCAACUGAAGCACAUUGACCCACAGGCUCCCCAGGCUCUAUAUGGAAGUUCGUUAAAAUUUUUAAGUACAACUCGAAAUCUAACAUACGAUAAAACGGCCUCUAAAGGGCUCCAGAAGCGAACAGACCGUAAAACACACAACACAAACACAAGCUGAGUCAUUUUUAUUGUGAAUUUUUUUUCCAAAGAUACAAUUUAGAUCGUAUUUUGUUUAUUUUCGUACAUUCUCUUAUAAAAUUCAAAUUCCAACGAACUCACAUGUGGAGUCUGGGCCGCUUGUGAUUGACCAUGAAAACAUUUUUUGGCCCGCUAAUAAAAUGAUACGGGGAUCAUUGAAGGCUUAUAAGUUUGGUAAUCUUCAACAUCAUGAGUUUUUCGUCGUUAGUCUUACCUAGUCACCCCUCCCUUCGUUUAUCUUUUCAUCCCCUGACCGGUAUGGUAUGAAGGCUUUGUCUCGCCCUUGGCGCUAAAUUACAACUGACAGUUAAUUACGUGUUUUGAAAGCUUAGUCAUCGUUAUGAGGGAAGCUUCCAGGUUUUUUUAAAACUUUUGGUUGCAUAAAUAAUUGAACUGAAAAACUUUUGACUGUUGAAUCAAUGGAUGACAAGUUAUGAUGUUAAGGAACUGCUUUCUCAUUUGCAGGUUCGGAAGAUGUCGAAACUGACCCAAUGGCUGUGCGGUUCCAGAAAGCGUGUAACAAAGUCGCAAGUGAAGCUGUCAGAAAUGGAAGUUCGGAUAACGUGACAGUAAUGCUAGUGUCAAUCACACGACAAUGA
This is a messenger RNA of Porites lobata, 8079 nucleotides long. Lineage: Eukaryota; Metazoa; Cnidaria; Anthozoa; Scleractinia; Poritidae. The record is from the annotation of a GenBank genome assembly.